GCUAAGCCUCUUGCUGGGAGGGAAGGCCGGCAGUUCGCCCACUCAUCACACGAUGAAGCUGCUCGUCCGGGCUCUCCGCCUCUGUGGGGUCGGGAGGCGGCCAGUCUCCCCGAGUCCGGCGGUAGUGGUGGCAAGCCAGAAGUGUGUGGGGUCCAGGGAGAGAUGCUGGGCUUCCAUCCGGGCUAUUGGAACCAGGACCGAUGUCCCACAGUCCCGACUUUGUAUGAUCGUCAUGGGAAGGAUCAUGCGGCCAGAUGAUGCCAAUGUGGCCGGCAACGUCCACGGAGGAACCAUCCUGAAGAUGAUCGAGGAAGCGGGGGCCAUCAUCAGCACCCGGCACUGCAACAGCCAGAAUGGGGAGCGCUGCGUGGCUGCCCUGGCCCGAGUGGAACGCACUGACUUCCUGUCACCCAUGUGCAUCGGUGAGGUGGCCCACGUCAGUGCGGAGAUCACCUACACUUCCAAGCACUCUGUGGAAGUCCAGGUCAACGUGAUGUCCGAAAACAUCCUCACAGGUACCAAAAAGCUGACCAAUAAGGCCACCCUGUGGUACGUGCCCCUGUCGCUGAAGAAUGUGGACAAGGUUCUCGAGGUUCCUCCUGUUGUGUAUUCCCGGCAGGAGCAGGAAGAAGAGGGCCGGAAGCGUUAUGAAGCCCAGAAGCUAGAGCGAAUGGAGACCAAGUGGAGGAAUGGUGACAUUGUCCAGCCUGUCCUUAACCCAGAGCCAAACACAGUAAGCUACAGCCAGUCCAGCCUGAUCCACCUUGUUGGGCCCUCGGACUGCACCCUGCAUGGCUUUGUGCAUGGAGGUGUCACCAUGAAGCUCAUGGAUGAGGUGGCUGGGAUCGUGGCUGCACGCCACUGCAAGACCAACAUAGUUACAGCUUCCGUGGAUGCCAUCAAUUUUCAUGACAAGAUACGGAAAGGCUGCGUCAUCACCAUCUCUGGACGCAUGACCUUCACGAGCAACAAGUCCAUGGAAAUCGAGGUCCUGGUGGACGCCGACCCCGUGGUAGACAACUUGCAGAAGCGCUACCGGGCCGCCAGUGCCUUCUUCACCUACGUGUCCCUCAGCCAGGAGGGCAAGCCGCUGCCUGUGCCGCAGCUUGUGCCCGAGACUGAGGACGAGAAGAGGCGCUUUGAAGAAGGCAAAGGGCGGUACCUGCAGAUGAAGGCGAAACGACAGGGCCAUGCAGAGCCUCAGGCUUAGCAUCCUCCCUCCUCCCUGGGGCCAGCACAUCUGCGGCAACAGCCCCACAUCCAGUCACUUAAAAGUUACCCUCUUGGCCAAAACCCCAAUUCCACUGAGAGCUGGUGUUGUGUGAAGUAUUGUGUGGCAGUGUUACUCAUGCCCUGUCCUGAAAACCCAUGCACCAAAGCUUUAUUUAUAUCUCCAGUGCAAAUGCUACCCAGUGUUGUCCCAAAGCCCGGGUACCCCGUGACACCCACGCCCACUGUACGGUCUGUGUAAGGAACCCAGAACCACUAAUAAAGCUGCUAUCUGGCUGA
Jaculus jaculus (lesser Egyptian jerboa) is the source of this 1509-nucleotide messenger RNA. RefSeq names its product acyl-CoA thioesterase 7 (gene Acot7). The record is from RefSeq and is a predicted model, not a curated record. The coding region runs from base 53 to 1210 and encodes 385 amino acids. Gene Ontology annotation, cellular component: cytosol; extracellular exosome; nucleoplasm. Gene Ontology annotation, biological process: acyl-CoA metabolic process; palmitic acid biosynthetic process. Lineage: Eukaryota; Metazoa; Chordata; Mammalia; Rodentia; Dipodidae. Gene Ontology annotation, molecular function: long-chain fatty acyl-CoA binding. The transcript is spliced from 9 exons.